AUGGCUACCUCUCCAGAUUCACAGGGCCCCAUGGAGCCAGGCCGCAGCCCGAGUUCUUCGGUGUUGGAGAAUGCACAGCUUUGUAAGUUGUUCGUUGGGGGGCUCAACCCGAACACUGACGAAGUUGGCCUUCGGGGCCAUUUUGAGGCAUUCGGCAACCUCACAGACUGUAAAGUGGUGAUAAACCGCCAAACCAGCCGUUCCCGCUGCUUUGGCUUCAUCACUUUCUCCAGCGUGAAUGAAGCCGAUAGAGCCAUGGCCGCCUCGCCCCAUUCAGUGGACGGCAACCAAGUAGAAUUGAAGCGAGCAGUGGCCCGGGAGAAUGCUAGCAAGCCCGGGGCCUAUGCCCGAGUCAAGAAGAUAUUCGUGGGUGGCCUCAAAGAUGGUGUGGGCGAGAGCGACCUGGUGAGAUACUUCUCACAGUUUGGACCUGUGCAGAGGGCUGAGAUCGUCACCAACAGGAAGUCGGGCAAAAUGCGGGGCUUUGGCUUUGUCCACUUCGUUGACCAUGAUACUGCAGACAAGGCCGCCGUGGUCAAGUUCCACCCCAUCCAAGGCCACCAAGUGGAGGUCAAGAAGGCUUUGCCCAAAGAGAACCUGGAGCUGUUGAAACUCUACCUGGGGGGCAGCUAUACCUGGAAACCUUCCAACCGAGCUCGUGCAGGUCUGUCUUCCAAGCCCUGA
This is a messenger RNA of Trichosurus vulpecula (common brushtail), 684 nucleotides long. Its product is annotated as heterogeneous nuclear ribonucleoprotein A0-like. The record is from RefSeq and is a predicted model, not a curated record. The transcript has a single exon. Gene Ontology annotation, molecular function: RNA binding. The coding region runs from base 1 to 684 and encodes 227 amino acids. Lineage: Eukaryota; Metazoa; Chordata; Mammalia; Diprotodontia; Phalangeridae.